CAAUAGAAAUCGAAGAGAGCUAUGUUGAAAUAAAUUUGUAUGUAAUAAUUUACAUGUAUACGUAUAUUUAGAGAAGCGUGAGAACAGCAGACAGCUGACAGAGGUUAUUGAAAUUUCUUGGACAACUCGGGCUCGCGCAUGCUCGCGAAUGUCACCCGAGACGGCCGCCAAUCGUCAAUCGGUACGAUAAUUCACGACACAACAAUCUGUCAGUCAUCGUCAGUACGGUCAGUGAUUACCAGCGGCCAUCGUGUAAUCCAUCUGGAUAAUCAAACGUUCCAACAGCAUCAACCGCAAUCGGCUCGACAGUUCGCGGUUUGUAGCGGGUUCAGUUCGGUUCUGGACGGUGGACGAGUUGCCGCGUGACGGUUAGUAGUCGCCAGCCGUUGGCCAGGUACGCUUCGUUCGUACUGUGUCGAACGGGUCCCGGAGUGUUUCUUUUUUUUUUUACUGCCAAGCGAAGUUAUCGCAGCCGCGAUAUCGCGCCAGGAACCAUACCGCGUCCCAAAAGGGACAAGAUACAGAGAAAGAAGAUAAUAAAAAGAAUACUGCACCCCGCUGCUUGCCUGCUCUGUGCAACAUGACGACGGAGGAAAAGUUCAACGCCGCCGUGAACGUGAUUAGGAAUCUGCCGAAGAAUGGAGCGUAUCAGCCGAGCCAUGAGAUUAUGCUGCGAUUUUAUUCUUACUACAAACAAGCAACCGAGGGACCUUGCCAACAAUCCAAGCCCGCAUUCUGGGAGGUAAUCAAGAAAGCGAAAUGGGACGCGUGGACACGUCUUGGCAACAUGAGUCGCACAGAAGCCAUGAAUAAUUAUGUGGAAGAAUUGAAGAAAAUUGUCGAAACUAUGUCUUAUACGGAUAAUGUGGCAACAUUCCUCGGCAGUUUGGACUCUUUCUACGAGAGCGUACCAGCUGAGGAUUUGGAAUUACUUGUGGGACCAGUACUAGAGCGCAUACGUUCUCAGCCAGGCUCACCAUUGUCUGGUUCACCAUUAGCAUCUAGAGAAACGUCACCCCAUAGAGUUUGCAAUACUUCUCGACAUAUAACGAGUAGUUUGGAAACCAGCCCGACCAGCAGUCGCACUGCAAGCCCACUACCCCAAGAUACCGAUGGCGAAGAAGAAGAAUUCAUAGAUACUGUUGAAUCAGCGCCGGAGAGAGCGCAAAAAGAUGCAUUUAAAUCUACUCAAAAGGUACAGACAAAUAACGGAAUUGAUCAUUCGAAUACGGAGAAUGUUAUAAAAGAGAACACUGAAUUGACUAAUGGAUAUAGCAACGCUAAUGGUCAUGCGGAGACGGUACCGGAGAGUCAUCGAGAGAGAGGUAGACAGAGAACGAAGAAAGACGAUGGUAAAGUCAAUGCGGAAUUUCUUAAUCAGAUCGCGACAACUAUGCAACAUCUACAGAGAGAUUUGGAUCGAAUAACUGCUCGAGUACGAGGCUUGGAAGGGCAAGCCCUGCAAGCGCUGGCGCCGCAGAUAGAGCACACUAGACGCAUGUAUGCGAAAUGGUGGCCGUUACAAGAGUGCCCGCCACGUUUGUUCGUUUUAUUAAUCCUAUGGCCAUUUGUCGCUCACUUGCUGAUCAACUUUAUGCAGCGUUAUCGCCAACGAAGACUGUGAUGUCACGGCUAUUGUUUCUACAUAGCUGAGAAUCUAUUUCCAGUGUUUCAAUUAAUUUUGAGUUGUAACAAACGUACAGAGAAGAUUUUUAUAGCUUUAUAUUUCUUAUAAAGACAAAGCUGUCCUAAUGCAAUCUGCAAUUAGUAAACGUGAAUUGUGAUAAAGUUGAUUAGGGUCAAUCUCUGUAUAUUUUUACAAUAUGCGGCCUGUUUCGGAAAUCGCAUACUUUCUCUUGCUCGCAAAUCCCUCGGUGAAUAGGUCAGUCGAUCCUCGGCGAAAGUUCGAUCAAAAAACGCUUUUAUCUGUAAUCGCGCGCGCUAAAUAAAGGAUUAAUAUUUGUUCGCCUUUUAUACAUUUUUAUAAAACAAUACAAAUGUUCUCCUAAAACACGUACAAAAAGAUAUAAAGCAUUUCUUGUUUUUCAUAUAUUUAUAUUUGUAUUGUUUUAUAAUGAAAUAUUUAUGACUUAAUAUUAUACUUACAUAUAAUUCUUUAUAUCACGUAUUCAAAAACAUACAUACUAGACGUACGUAUAGAAUCAUAUGCAUCAUGUUUUAUCUAAUAUUUAUAUUAUAGAGAAAAGUAUGCGACUUUCGGAACAAUCUGUAUAAAAAAAAUAUAUAUAUAAAGGUAUAGUUCUAUCAAUGUUUUUUAAGGUAGAUAGUAUGUACGAUAUAUAGCUUUAUAGUAUAAAUUAUAAUAUAUACACAUACAGAGAAAGUAAAUUUUGUUGUACAUGUAAGCGUGUACGAUAGUCAGUUGUUAUAUUUCACAUAUAACACAGGAUUUUUAAAAAAAAUGGGGCUUUUGAAGUAUGGCAGCAAUGGUAAAUAUUACUAUUAAUGAGUAAAAUAAUUCUAGUUGCAAAGGGACAUUUAUACGUAUCGACGAACAAACAAUUGCGAUAAAUUUGUACAUAUGUGCAAUGUGAAAAUAUAUAAAUUUUUAAUUAUUGGGA
Molecule: messenger RNA, 2582 nt
Organism: Pogonomyrmex barbatus (red harvester ant)
Lineage: Eukaryota; Metazoa; Arthropoda; Insecta; Hymenoptera; Formicidae
Biological process (GO): fatty acid metabolic process
Cellular component (GO): cytoplasm
Molecular function (GO): fatty-acyl-CoA binding
Source: RefSeq, a predicted model, not a curated record